Molecule: messenger RNA, 2151 nt
Organism: Rotaria socialis
Lineage: Eukaryota; Metazoa; Rotifera; Eurotatoria; Philodinida; Philodinidae
Source: the annotation of a GenBank genome assembly
AUGUCAUCUGAAUGGCCCGACACACAACUAUCAAAUAUACAAAAAACUUUACAAAAUAGUUGGCAAAUUCCAUAUAUAUCUUUGUACGCACGAAUUUUUUGUGAUGCUUUUCAACUAUUCGAUUUUCACCAAGAGGAAUUGGAAGAUGCUUUACUAUCGGAUAAUCCCGAUGAGAUUCAUCCAUUUCUACAAGAACUUCUUAUAUCAUUGCUUACCGGAUUAACACGAUUACAUGUCAAUUCUUCUAAUAUGUUUAUUAUGUUAAGCAAUGUACUCAAACGAAGUGGUCUAAAUAUUGUUUCACCUGAUCCAUUAUCUACUAUGACAAUAUCAGAUGAUACAAUAUCAACAGCGGAAUGGAUAGAAAUGGGUAUAUUCGAAAAGGUUACAGUACUUCGUGCUUUGUGUGAUGCAAGACUUGACCGACCAGAUAUUGAACAACUUACAGAAACUAUGGCAGCUGAUUCACUUCGUUUUGAACCAUUCGGAGAAGAUUCACGUGGAAAUAAAUUGUGGUAUUUUGGCGAUACUCGGCUGUAUUGUGAAUCAUUAGCUAAAAAUGCAGAAACAUCAACAUGGGAAUGUAUAUGUCGUACAUUAGAUGAAUGGAACGUAUUUAUUGAAAAUUUCCGUAAAUCAUGUUCAAAAAAAACCUCAAGUAUUAAAGAUCGUAAAUUAUUGGAACGCUUAGUUACUUUGAAUACUGAAUUACCUGAGAUAUAUGCACGUAAAGAACGGGAUAGACAACGUCGCUGGACAUCCUACGAACCUAAACGUUCAUCAACACGUCUUGAAGCUAAACGACAACAACGGAUUGAAUUAGAAGAAAUAACGCAAGAGCAAAAAGCUCGACAUGAAAAAUUUCUUGAAUAUAAACGACGACAAGAAGAAAUCAUUGCUAAAGAAAAAGAACGUUUAGAACGUAAUGAACGUGUCAAACGACGAGAAGAACGAGCAGAUCGUAUUCGACGUCGUGCUGCUGCCGGAUCAUUAACGGGUAUUUUCGAUGGUUCAGAAUUAUCAGAAAAUAGCAACGCAUCAUCAUCAUUUUACGACGAAACUAGUAAUCCACUUGAUACCAGUGACGUCCAUCAAAAAGUAUUGACUUUAUUAAGAACAAAUGAGAAUAGUUGGCCAUUUCUUGAACCUGUUUCUGAAGAAUUAGCACCGAAUUAUUUCUCAAUCAUACAAAAUCCAAUAGAUCUUUCAACAAUACAGAAGAAAAUAAAUAAUAAAGUUUAUGUUAACAAUUCACCUGAAUUUAUUCGAGAUAUUGAAUUAAUGGUUGCUAAUUGUGAACAGUACAAUGGCAAACGAAGCAUUUUGGGUAGAAUAGCUAAUCGGCUUCUUCGUUAUUUUAAAGAAUCUUGGUCUGAAUGUCAACCAAUGACACCACAAUUUUAUGAUGAUAUUGAUGAAAUAAAUCAUCAACGAGAUAACCCAAUAAAAAGACGAUUAAAUGAAUCAACAUCAACAACAAUAACACGCGAUAAAAAUAAUAAUACAAGACCAAGAAAAAACUAUCGACAAUUAGCUGGUUUGAGUGAUGACGACGAUGAGCUAGAAUCUGAAUAUGUACCAAUAUCAAAUUCAAAGCGCGCUCGUCAUUCCACUGCAUCCGUACCAAUAUAUAUAACGAUUGAUCCUAAUUCUCCAGCAUUUAUUGUAUAUCAUGAUCAUUCAUAUUUUAUUCGACACGAGUCAACAAAUUCAUCUCUCAAUUCCUCAACAGAUAAUAUACAUCGACGUAAAUCAUCGAUUUCAAAUACAAAAUUUACAGCAAAUAGUCAAACUAAAAUAGAAACCCCGCCACCUCCGCCGCCGCCGCCGCCGCCGCCACCACAGCAGAAGCAACAAAAUUGUUUACCUUCUGUUCAAGUCCUUAAUCGUUUACUUCUUGAACAUCAACAAAAAAUGAAAAAUUCUUCAUCGGAUUCGUCUAUAAAUCCUUCAACGUCAUCGACAAAUACGAUAGAUUUAAGUACUAUUUUACGUGCACUCUUAGCCAAGCAAGGUCAUCAUAUAACAACAUCAAUUGACAAAAAUUCUAAUAAUAAUAAUACAGAAAAUAGUCUUUGCUCAUCGUCAUCGAUACAAUCUGUGCCGAAUUCUCAAUUACAAUCUGAUUCAUCAUCAACAACUGCUCUAUAA